Messenger RNA from Rhea pennata, 2580 nucleotides. RefSeq names its product interleukin 18 binding protein (gene IL18BP). The record is from RefSeq and is a predicted model, not a curated record. NCBI's taxonomy places the organism in Eukaryota, Metazoa, Chordata, Aves, Rheiformes, Rheidae. Bases 769 to 2580 code for a protein of 603 amino acids. The transcript has 7 exons. Gene Ontology annotation, molecular function: interleukin-18 binding.
UCUCCUUGUGGGAGCCAACUCCUUGUGGGCUGGAACCAUGGGUAGAUAGACAAGUUCCCUUUCCCCAGGAGAGGGCUCAGGGCCAUGACACAGGGACAUUAUCCGGGACUGCUGGCUGCUCAUCUGGGCUUGUCUGGCAACUCCCUGGCCCUCAGGCAAGUCACCUCCAGGGCCAGAGCAGGGGGCAGUGCUCCCAGGCUUUUAUGUGCUGCAAAAUCUGUCCUGAGCUGAGCGUGUUGCUCGGCAUGAAGCCGUGGGCUCGUCUGGGGAACUGGGAGGCUGCGAGCUGUAGCCAGCAUUGCUGGCAGCUUCCUGAAUCACCCCAGGUGAGACGCUUGUCAGGCUUGUGCCACUGCUGCUCCUGCCCGUGAGGUGAAAUGUCUGCGUAGCCCUUCGCAGCCUUCCCUCGCGGGAGGGAGGUGUGGAGUCUGCAGCCGCUGCCUGCCGGCGGCGCAAGCUGCGGUGGGAAGAUGCAGCACCCGUGCUCUCCCAUGCUGCUGACCCUGUCCUUCGCCAUGCCCGAGGCAGAGGGUGAGUCAAGUUGCGGUUCCUCCGCUUCCCUCGCUUCGUCUUUAUACUUUCAAGCUGGGAGUGAGAGACCUGCAAAGCCCGGAGCGGGGUUUGCCAUCUGUGCAUAGCACUCCAGUGCCCCGGCCUGGAGGCAGGUCUUGUAUGCCCUGAGGCAGGAGGAGGUGUUAGAGCUGCCUCCUGCACCCCGUGGGAGCACGUGGCUGCAUCCCAGACCCUUCUUGGUGACGUCCAGCUGAGAUGAAAAGACAUUGGUCCCGUUUCCCUCCCCCAGCCCCUUGCCCCCUUAGCCGUGGCUCGUCCCUGCGGGAGGCAGGCUGCCGGCCUCGCGCGGAGCCCCUGCCUCGGGGCCGCCUCCGCCUCCCUCCCCGCGGCCGUGCCGCCCCGGACGCAGCCGGCGGGGAGCCCGGGGCUUCGCUGGCUCCCCGCGGCAGUCCUGCCGCGAGCGUAGGAGGAGACGGGGAAGCGGAGCCGCGCCGAGGGUCGGUGCUGUGCCCAGGCGGAGCUGGGCGCCGUCCGCCCGCUGCGCGCAGAAGACCCGCCGGCGGGACGCGCUGCCGCGGAGGAGAGGCCGCCCGAGGGAGGUGUCGCGCCGAGGGCCGGAGCGCAGGUCAGAGCCCCCGUCGCCCGGCGCCGUGCCCUCCGAGGAAGGAACCGGGGGCGGCCGGGGCCGCUCGGCCGCCGCCGCGCGGGACCCUCGCGGGCCGGGCCGGGCCGCUCCUUGCCCGGCGCCCGUCCUGGGGCGCGCGGCGGACGCGAGCCGUCCUCCUCCCCCAGGCAGCCCCACGUCCGCCCCCCCCACCGGUGACCUUUUUGUACGGUCACGUCUUUUUCUAUGCGUGCUGGGGUCCCCCGAGCCCCGGUCCCCUACGCGACCCGCGUGCCAGCGAGCGGAGGCGGGCGCCCGGGCCCCCGUCUCUCCCCACACUCCUUUCCCGGGCGGAGAGCGGAGGCAGGCGGAGGGGCCGGGGGGGGCCGGGCCCCAGCCUGGGCGCUGCGCUCCUCGCUCCGGUUAUUGCUCUUCCCUCGGCAGGGAGGUGGGAAGAGGACGCAGCGAUGGCUCAGGGCAGGGCACCGCAGGGCCCGGGCGGGCGCUUCUCUGCGCUGCUCCGCUGGCGCUGGAGAAGGAGCAGCGCUUCGCCUAGGGCGACCUUGAGCUCGCGGCCGGCAGCACUGGCGUGCGGACCGGGGCCAGGACGUGCCGCUCCAGGGCGCGGAGCCGCCAGGAAGCCAGCCGGGGCGGCGACGGGCUCGCCCGGCUCCCGCGGGCGGCGCGGGGGCCAGGAUGCGGCGGCGGCCGGCACCGCGGUCUUUGCGCGAGCUGCUGGCCCGCGCCGUAGCGCGUCCCUUCUCCCCCGGGGAGACCCGCCACGGCCGCCUGCUCUGCUGCGUUCUUUCGGUUUUGUUUCGGGUGAAAUCACAUUGACAUGUCGUGCCAAACACCGAAAUAGAAUCCUGGAAACGGAGACGUGGCUCUGGGCUUUUGUUGAUCUUUUCCCUCCUCGGCUGGCAGAUCGUGUUUGGGAGAUCGUGUUUCCUGCUCCUCUGGCACCGCGUCCGGUGCGGGUGCACGUGCCGGCGUGGGUGCGGGUGCCGGUGCAGGUCCCGAUGCGGGUGCCGGUGCCAGCGCCCCGCAUCCGCCUCCUGCUGACCCUGCUCUGCUGGGCCACGGCCGCCCGCAGCCCAGGCGCCGCUGCCCAGCCGCCGCCGCUCAGCAUCACCCUGCUGGGGGUGCCGGCGGAGCCCCCCCGCCCGGGCGACAACGUGACGGUGUCGUGCAAGGCGCUGAGCGGCCUCCCCGAGCUCACGCUGCUCUACUGGCUGGGCAACGGCUCCUUCGUGGAGACGCUCUACCCGGACGGGGCCGUGCGCGAGGGCGACGUGCAGGAGGAGCCGCGGGGCCGGGGGGCGACCCUGCGCCGGGACCUGCACAUCGGCUCCUUCGGCGCCCGGGAGCUGCACACCAACUUCACCUGCGUGGCGCUGAGCCCCGGGGGCUUCAGCGCCCGCCAGAUGCGCUGGGCGCCCGCCCAGGGCCCGGGGCUGGGCUGA